Molecule: messenger RNA, 159 nt
Organism: Cylicostephanus goldi
Lineage: Eukaryota; Metazoa; Nematoda; Chromadorea; Rhabditida; Strongylidae
Source: the annotation of a GenBank genome assembly
AUGAAAGUCCCCAAUCCUGUGAUCUUGCCACCGCAACAGGAUAUCAAGUCUCUUAUCAAACAGUAUGUAAAAUCUUACGAGGAGCUAUUACAAAACAUGAAAGUCCCCAAUCCUGUAAUACUGCCACCGCAACAGGAUAUCAAGUCUCUCAUCAAACAG